Molecule: messenger RNA, 1274 nt
Organism: Pectinophora gossypiella (pink bollworm)
Lineage: Eukaryota; Metazoa; Arthropoda; Insecta; Lepidoptera; Gelechiidae
Gene: Rrp45
Product: exosome complex component RRP45
Exons: 7
Coding region: 89-1216 (375 amino acids)
Biological process (GO): nuclear polyadenylation-dependent rRNA catabolic process; TRAMP-dependent tRNA surveillance pathway; U1 snRNA 3'-end processing
Cellular component (GO): cytoplasmic exosome (RNase complex); nuclear exosome (RNase complex)
Source: RefSeq, a predicted model, not a curated record
AAAAAUUGUUGAUUUGUGUUGAUCUGACACAUUUAUUAGAAGAGUUGGAAAUUUGAGAUUUUGGAAUUAAUUUAUUAGAGCAUAAAUCAUGAGGGAUAUUUUCUUAUCUAAUUGUGAAAAGAAUUUUCUCCACAAAAUAGUUUCAGAAGGGCAUCGUCUUGAUGGAAGAAGCUAUAAUGAGAGCAGAAAUUUGAAUAUCUUCUUUGGUUCAGAAUAUGGGAGCUGCAUUGUUUCUUUAGGCGAGACAAAAAUCCUAGCGCAGGUGUCAUGUGAAGUAGUGCAGCCUAAACAAAUUCGACCAAAUGAAGGUAUUCUCUACAUUAAUGUGGAAAUUGGCCCUAUGGCAGGGUACCAGUUUGAGCCUAAUCGUCAGACCGACCUAUCAGUUUAUCUGAACAGAUUAUUAGAAAAAUGUUAUAAGGACUCGAAAUGCAUAGAUCUUGAGUCUUUAUGUAUUGUUGUGGAGGAAAAGGUGUGGUCUUUACGAGUAGACAUCAGAGUUCUGAACCAUGAUGGCAACUUGAUAGAAUGUGCCAGUAUUGCCACCCUCACAUCACUGGCUCAUUUCAAACGGCCCGAUGUUACGAGAAGUGGAGACAGUGUCAUCAUACAUACCCUGGUUGAAAAAGACCCCAUUCCAACAGUUUUAUAUCACUAUCCAGUGUGUUUAACAUUUGCUAUAUUUGGAAAUGACAUCCUAAUAUCAGAUCCCUCAUUUAUUGAGGAGUCAGUGUGCACAAGUAGCACAGAGGAAGGUGUGAACACUGGUGGUGGGCUGCUGGUGGUUGGCAUGAACCAGUACAAAGAACUGUGUCUUCUAGACCUGACAGGAGCUGCAAUAUACAGCAGUAACAUAGUCCACAAAGCUGUCAAUAGUGGCGCAGAGAGGUGUAAAGAAAUUGUAGACCUGGUAAAGAAAUCGAUAAUGGAUGAUGACACUAUGAGACAAAAACGCAUCAAAAUAAACUUCUCAGAUGUCAUAACACAGGACCAUGUGCUAUCACUUAUCCAAAAGGAUCUAAACAUUAAGCUGAAGAAUUAUACAUUAGAUGACUUGAAACCUAAAGAGGAUGAUGAGGAGAUGUUUGAUGAUGAUGUAAAACCAGAACCUAGCAAAUAUGAUGUUGUACCAUCACUUCCCCAAACUGCAGAAAUCAAAACAAAAAAAGGUGCUUCAGAGUGGAUAGAAAUCUCAUCAGACUCGGAGGGGGAUUAACAUCAAUGAUACACAAGUUUGUUAGAUAAAAUGUAAUAAAUUUACAUUUUAAAAUUUA